Messenger RNA from Columba livia (rock pigeon), 2769 nucleotides. RefSeq names its product embigin (gene EMB). Gene Ontology annotation, molecular function: cell-cell adhesion mediator activity. Gene Ontology annotation, cellular component: axon; plasma membrane. Gene Ontology annotation, biological process: axon guidance; homophilic cell-cell adhesion; dendrite self-avoidance. NCBI's taxonomy places the organism in Eukaryota, Metazoa, Chordata, Aves, Columbiformes, Columbidae. The record is from RefSeq and is a predicted model, not a curated record. The coding region runs from base 239 to 1372 and encodes 377 amino acids. The transcript is spliced from 11 exons.
UUCCCGGCUCUUUCCUAACGGUCGCUGCCUGACGCUUGCCCUGUUCGUGGCUUCGCGGCUGCUUCGCUUUAGUUUUGAUCCCUAUCGCAGCGGCAGCAGCCGGCUCUCCCGCAGAGCCGCUCCGGCCCGCUUGAGGCUUCCUCAGCUGCCGCCCGCGCCCUGAGAGGCCGAGUCCAGCGCGCUGCCUGAGAGCCGCCGCGGGGAGCGGCAGUGGGAGUGCGGCGGCAGUUGGGGCACCAUGCCUGCCGCCUUCUCUGGGAAGCGUCCGGGGCGGCUGCUGUGGCUGCUGCUGGUUUGCCUCAGCCUCUCGGGCACAAGCCCCGCAGAUCCAGCUAUGACAACACAAGAUGCCAGUCAGCCUCAGGCAAACUCUUUGACAAAGAUGCAAGCUGGACUUAAUGAAUCAUCUGAGCCCAUGACAACCACAUAUACUGUCAACUGGCAAAGUCAGGGGAGCCCUUCAGAUCACUUGACACUUGGACAUGAUGCAUCUACACAUGCUUUGUUAGGUCCAGAUGUUACCACACAAGUGCUCAAGCAGGCAGGACAACUGGACAUAUCUAAUAUCACUACUUUGAAGUAUGAGAUACGCCUACCUGGUCUUCAUGGUCUUCCUCUGGCAAAACGUAUCAGUUUGGACAGAGCAGCUGAAGUUCAACUUUCAUGCAGAUUGAAAAGCAAAUAUUCUCAUUUGAAAAUUCUUCAAGUGACUUGGAAGAAGGGAAGUGAAAUAAUUCCACAUAAUAAAACUGAAAAUGGCUGGAGCAUCCAAUUGAUCAUCUCGGAUGUCAGUAAGCUGGGAAGUUACAGUUGUAUUCUGAAAGGUCAACAAGAAAUGAGAGCUACGUUUCAUUUACAAGCACCAAAAAUUGAAGCAAAAGAAAAACCUGUAAUCAGUUAUAAAGGAGAUAUGACCAUACUGAUUUGUAAAAUUUCUGAGUACACUCCUAUUGCUUGGACCUGGUAUAGGACCAACAGAAGUGAACAGAUUGCCAUUAAUGACUCAGUGCUAGCAGACAAGUAUGUAAUUGAUAGAGUAUUUGCCAAUGUAACCCGUCUGAAGAUACUGAAACUCACUGAGGAAGACAGUGGUCUAUAUUUUUGUGAAGCUGCUUUCAAACUAGGGAAAAGUAGAGGAAAACUGCAGCUUAAAGUCUUGACCUACGCGGUGCCUCUCAAACCCUUUGUAGCGGUUGUUGCUGAAGUUGCUACUUUAGUAACUAUUAUUUUCCUCUAUGAGAUUUAUUCAAAAAAGAAAGGAGGAGCAAAACACAAAAAAGAAUUUGACCAAAUUGAGCAGCUCAAAUCAGAAGAAAACAAUGGUUCAGAAGGCAGUAGUGCUAGGCAGAGAAGAACUGAAUCUCUUUCCUAAAAAGGGAGAUUUAAACCCUACAGAAGUGGAAAUAAUCACAAAGCUACAGAAGAUUUAUGCAGCUAUGCAUUUUAAACAUCUACUAUGCUUCUAAGUAAACUCCUCUACUCUUAUUUCUCAUAACAUGCUUUUAAAUUAGCUGUGAAACUACUUAUUUUACACAAAUGAUAAGGUAUUCUGAUAUACUGCAUUUAGACCUUUGCUGUCUGUAACAUUAUUUGCCAUUUUAUUACUAAAAAGCAGUUUUUUAUGUGAUCAGAAUUCCUGUUGUUUUAUGACUGAUCUGUUUGAUUUUUAUGUCCUAAAUUGAAACCAACCUUACAUUCACUGAAUGAACAGGUAAUACAGAAUGGGCCUAUUAUCGAGGUGUUACAAAACUGGACUUGUAAGAUCAAAAAAGUAUUUCCGCCAAAGAAAACUCAUUUUACUAGCAGAUGAAGGAAAUGUGUCACAGCCAUUUUUUACCAAAGAAAUACUCAAAGGGAAACCUUUAUCCUUAUUUAAAUGAAACACUGACAGUUUUGCAAUUUGAUUUGGACAGUAAAAUGUCUUUUUAACUUUUCUUAGCUUCAUUUAAAUGAGAAAGAAAUACAGGUACAUUCCGAAUACUUAAGAUAAUAAUUUUCUGAAUAUGUCCUGCCAUAUGUCUGUGCUGCCAUACUGUAAUUCUAAAUAGGCUAAAUGGUAUGCUAAUACUGUACCGAUCAGAUACUUCAACGAUAUUUUGGAGUACAUGAAAGAAGCAAAGGGGAUACAGCACUAUAUCAGAAUAUAACUGAAAGAGUUCCUUGUGCUUGCACAAAUUAGUGCAGGAUCUGAGGGCUGCAAAAUGAGUGUUGCGGUUUUCAGUUACACAGAAGACAGUAGUUUCAGAAAUAUACUUAUAUAGUUCUUGUCACAUGUCCUGUCAAGUUGGUACUUUAACUUCUUGCAGCAUACUGUACUUUUCCUGAAACUCCUUAAUAUCCAGUCUGAUCUAUGCUUUUUUGGUUUUCAUAGUUUAUUUUGUAGCUUUAACAACCAGAAGUUAAAGCCCAAAUAAAAACCAGUGGGAAGUAUGUAACCACUAAGUGAUUGACUGUCAGGGCUGAACACUGAUGAUUUCCCUGUGUUUAUUGUAUUUUGCCUUAGAGUUUCUAUGCACUACAAAAAUGAGAAUGCAUUUACAGGUUUUUGUAUGAAUUUAUCAUUGUUAUAACAGCAUUUUUGUUAUAGUAAGUAAAUGUUUUCAGUUUAAAAAGAUUUACUUCUCUAUAUUAAUUGUUUGAGACUUUUUUUUGGUAGUAAAUAGUUUGUGGGUUUGGUUUUGUUAGGAAAUUCAGUAGUAAAAAUAGUAAGCUUACUUAUAGAUCUAAGAGUUAUUAAUUCUGCUUUAUUCAGAUUCUGUCUUUUGCAAC